Messenger RNA from Caenorhabditis sp. 36 PRJEB53466, 1152 nucleotides. NCBI's taxonomy places the organism in Eukaryota, Metazoa, Nematoda, Chromadorea, Rhabditida, Rhabditidae. The record is from the annotation of a GenBank genome assembly.
AUGGAACAACAGCUCAACCUCGGACAUCUCAUCACGGCAGCUCGUCUGUUCGAUAUCACAACUCUUGAUAUUGCAUCUCUGGAUCUGGGAGCUCUGACCUCCAGCGCCUCCUCCCCAGGAUCCACUUCCCCAGUCAUGUUCGACCUUUCAAAUGGUAAGGUACUUCUUGGCCUCUUGUCACAUUCUCAACUCUUCUCUUUUAGAGUCUGAACUCCGAUCCUUGUUCUGUGGAAAGCUCGGACUAGACAGGAAAACCACCUCCUGCUCCAGUGCCUCCACCUCAUCCCAUCCUUACUGUAGCUCUCCGCCAACAAGGAAAUCGUCUAAACACAGUCGCGCUGCUCACAAUGAGCUCGAGAAGAACCGCAGAGCCAACCUCCGUGGAUGUCUCGAAACGCUGAAGAUGAUGGUGCCUUGCAUCAGCGACGCGAUGCGGAACACCACGCUUGCCCUGUUGACUCGAGCCAGGGAUCACAUCAUUGUAAGUUGCGUCCACGUGCGUCCAACGUGUUAUCAUUGUCGUGUGACAAUAGCGACCUUUCUUCCUUUCUUUCUAUCUUCCACCUACGUCUUGUGACCCUAGCCACUAGUCCUUGUUUCUUGACGAAGAUGAUGAUGCAAAGUGCCUUCUUGUUUCCGUUUUCUAAUUAGUACCACUAGUUCUGAAAUAAAAGAUGAGGAAGAGUGGUUUCACCACAAAAAAGUCAAAAAGUUAUUUUUGUUCAUUAUCACAUUUUGCAGGAACUUCAAGAAGGGAAUGAUGUCCAAGCGAAACAACUUCAAGAUCUGAAAGAGGAAAACGACGUGUUGGCUGCAGAACUCGCUCAACUUCAAGCUGACGAGGAAGUCGCUCAAAUGACAAGUCAACUCACCCAAACUCAACCUCAAAGUCGGCCCGAGUCUAGAGAGUCAUCGUUCACUUCGACUUCAUCUCGCGACUCACCCUGUUACCUGGAGUACUCACCAUCCAGCAAACCAAUGGAGUCUCACAAGCCGAACAUGAUCGACCUCUUCGCGGAAGGACUUAUUCCACGGGGCCCGAUCCCAUUCCCGCGACCUCUUGCUUACCCUCAGACCGUUUUUGAUCUCCUGAAUCUUCCUGCUACUCCAUUUGACGUGUCGCAGUUCUUGCCUAUCAACCUCCAAGUCUAA